CAGUCGGAAGCAAGUGCGGUCACACUAGACUCCAAAUAAAAAAAAAAAACAAAAGAAGAGAAAAGCUAUUUCUUUUUUGGCAUUGCAUUUUAAAAAGUCAUGUAGCAAACAAAAGCUGCAGCGAAACGGAAGCAAAACAAAGCAAUGUCACUGCGUGCGCUACGAAAGAGAGAAACGGGCAGCAGCUACAGCAACAACAACAACCUUUUAGCACCUCUAAGAACUCGAACUCAGCCACAACCAACGCUUUUCAAGAAGGCCAGCGCAGCAGCGACGUCACCGAAGAAGUCGCCGCUGAAAACCGGGAGCUCCAGCCGCGGAUUGGACAACCGGAAGCUGUUCCAGCAGCGCCAGCUAAUCGGCCGCCAGUGCCACUCGAAUCCCGACCUGCGACAAGCGGCGAAGCGCAGCCAAAACAACAGCCUGUUGCGCAGCAAAUCGGAGGGUGAUGUCAGCCUGAUCCUCGCCAGCAAUUCUGGUGCUCCCUUGACAGUGGCCAACGCCAAAUCGGAGGUGUGUCUGCAGAGGAUCAGCUCGCACAGCUACGAGCAGAGAAAACACGAGGAAAUGCUUGGCGGUGCCCGUUCCCAUCGCGACCUCACGCAGUCCUCCUAUGGCCACCAGUCGGGUGGUCAUCAGGUGGACCUGGACCACCACCCGACCACCAGGGCUCCCCGUCGCAUGAGCGAGUGCAGCCUGGGCUACAGCCAGUCCAGUUCACGGCAUACCGCGGGCUCCAGCUCCAUGUUCGCCAGCCAGAUGACGCUCUCCUCGGGUUCCGUGGUCGUUCCUCCCGUGGAUCCCAAUGCCGUGCUAAGGGUGCCCAUCAUUGGCUACGAGGUGAUGGAGGAGCGGGCGCGCUUCACCGUCUACAAGCUGCGCGUCGAGAAUCCGGAGACCAACGACUGUUGGCUCGUCAUGCGGCGCUACACGGAUUUUGUGCGGCUAAACGGCAAGCUGAAGCAGUCUUUCCCCAAUCUCAGCCUAUUGCUGCCUCGCAAGAAGCUCUUCGGCGACAACUUCAAUGCCGUCUUCCUGGACAAUCGGGUGCAGGGCCUGCAGAUCUUCGUCAACUCGGUGAUGGCCAAGGAGGAGCUACGCAAGUGCAAGCUGGUGCGGGAGUUCUUCUGCCUGGACGAGCCGCCCUCGUACUCCGAGUCCAUGGAGGAGUGUCGGGCCAUUUUUGAGGCCCAGGAGGAGACGAUCGUCCAUCUGAAGCUGCAGGUAAAAAACAAAAACGAUCUCAUACUCAGCUUGCAGCAGAAGCUGCGCGACGAGAUGAAUGAGAAGGAGCAGCUCAGAGAGACUAUGAAAAACCUGGACCUCAAUUGCUCGCACUGCUCCUCGGCCAACGACAGUCUGGGCCUAAAGUAGACCAAAAUCCAGUUGGAUGUGCGCGUGCGUACAACAUUAUGCUGAGCAUAACCCUGGAACGCAUCCAUAUCCAAUCCAAACCAAGUGCAUAUCGAGGGGCUCGCCCCGUCAGUGCUUUAGUAUUCAUAUCUAGACCUAGAUGCUAGCGAGUGCUGCCCAAGCUGGUUCUGAAUGGAAUACAAUAGUAGUUAUUUUUGAUAUUCGUUUACGGGCAACCUACAGUUAAGAAUGAAUUAAUUAGUUUAAGUGUAUACGAUAUGUUAUGCAAGCUCACAUACAAAAUAAAUCUAAGGCACAAUUUAUUAAUCAAUGAAA
Messenger RNA from Drosophila takahashii, 1689 nucleotides. It is a transcript of the gene Snx16, whose product is annotated as sorting nexin 16. Lineage: Eukaryota; Metazoa; Arthropoda; Insecta; Diptera; Drosophilidae. The record is from RefSeq and is a predicted model, not a curated record. Gene Ontology annotation, molecular function: phosphatidylinositol binding. Gene Ontology annotation, cellular component: late endosome; extrinsic component of endosome membrane; early endosome. Gene Ontology annotation, biological process: early endosome to late endosome transport; protein targeting to lysosome; endosome to lysosome transport.